AUGGCAGAAAAUCGAACACUGAGAGAGCUAACAGCUCCUAACUUGAACCAACAGCCGUUGUGCAUCGCAUAUCAGCAGUUGGAGGAAGGUGCUAAUGUUGAGAUCAAAUCUGGUCUAAUUCAUCUAUUGCCGGCAUUCCAUGGCAUGAAGGCAAGUGGUGGAGGGCUAGUGAAUAAGACUCCAGGAGAUGCAACUAGGCUGAUUGCAGAGCUAGCAGAGAAUUCUAGGCAGUUCAGUCAGAGAACCCCCACGCGCCGGGUGAAUGCAGCAAAUUCAAAUACAACUGAGUUAGAGAGUCAAGGGAACCAACAACAACAGCAAAAUGCUCAAGGCCAGCAGCAAUAUCAGCAAUAUAGGGCACCAUUAGCCAAACCUCAAGGCCAAAGCUCAAAUUCGAUGAGCAGACUUGAAGCUAAGGAUUCGGGAAAACUUCCAUCUCAAACGGAGUUGAAUCCUAAGCAACAAGCCAACGCUAUUACAUUGAGAAAUGGCAAGGAGCUGAAAGAGACUGAAAUUGCAACUAAGAGGGCUGAAGAGUUGAUUGGAGCUGAGGAGAAGGAAGUGGAACAUGAAGCUGUAGCAAAUCCUCCCACUUUUCCAUCUUAUGAACCCACACCACCUUUUCCUGAAGCUUUGAAAGAAACGAAGAGGUAUGAGAAGGACAAAGAUAUCUAUGAAACAUUCAGCAAGUGUGAGGUAAACAUUCCCCUUUUGAAUUUAAUAAAGAGUGUUCCUCGAUUCGCUAAAUUUUUGAAAGAACUUUGUACUAUUAAGAGGAAGCACAGGUUAGGAGGGAAGGAAAAAGUGAAAGUCAGUGCUCAUGUUUCUGCAGUUUUCCAAAAGAAACUUCCUGAAAAAUGCAGUGACCCUGGUAUGUUUACUGUUCCAGUUACAAUAGGGGACACCACUUUUCAUAGAGCAAUGUUGGAUUUGGGUGCAUCAAUUAAUGUUAUUCCAUAUUCACUGUUCAAAUCUUUGGAACUUGGACCCUUACAUGACACCGGGGUAGUGAUUCAAUUAGCUGAUAGAUCAAAUGUUUAUCCUAAGGGAGUAGUGGAAGAUGUGCUUGUGAAAGUUGAUGAACUAAUUUUUCCUGCUGAUUUUUAUGUGCUUGAUAUGGAACAUGAUAGACAAGCAGUACCCAUCUUGUUAGGAAGACCUUUCUUGAAAACUGCUAGGACUAAAAUUGAUGUUUUUACUGGUUCUUUGACUAUGGAGUUUGAUGGACAAGAAAUUGUGUAUAACAUCUAUGAUUCCAUGAAAUACCCUGUUGACACUCAUUCUUUGUGUUCCAUUGAUAUCAUUGAUCCUAUAGUGCAGGAUGUCUUCAAUGUUGAGGGCGAGGAUGCGCUCCUCACUUCCAUUUCUAAUAAUUUAUCUGCUGAUUGUUUGGAUAUUCCUUUGCCUAAUAGUGUGCAGAUGAUGGUAGCAGAGUUGAAUGGUCAUUCCAAGCUUCCACUUAGACCACCAGGUUCGACACCUACCCCAUUGACAGUGCCUACUGAUAAACUCUUACCUUCUGUUUUGCAGGCACCCCAGGUGGAGCUAAAACCACUUCCUGAUCAUUUGAAAUAUGUGUUCCUUGGUCAGAACGAUACUUUACCUGUUAUAAUUUCAAGCAAAUUGACCAAGGAGCAAGAGGACAAGUUGGUGACAGUGCUGAAAGAGCACAAGUUAGCUAUUGGAUGGACCAUUGCAGACAUUAAGGGAAUAAGUCCAUCCACUUGCAUGCAUCGUAUUCUGUUAGAAGAUGAUGCCAAACCUGUGAGGCAACCUCAGCGUCGCCUAAAUCCUCCCAUGAUGGACGUGGUAAAGAAGGAGAUCAUAAAAUUAUUGCAAAUAGGAAUGAUAUUUCCUAUAUCUGAUAGUAAAUGGGUCAGUCCUACGCAGGUGGUUCCUAAGAAAAGUGGUGUGACUGUGGUAGAAAAUCAACAGGGUGAAAUGGUUCCUACUAGAGUUCAAAAUGGUUGGCGAGUUUGCAUUGAUUAUCGUAGGUUGAAUGCAGUAACUAGGAAAGACCAUUUCCCUUUACCUUUUAUUGACCAAAUGAUUGAAAGACUUGCAGGGAAAUCCUAUUACUGUUUCCUUGAUGGGUAUUCUGGGUACUUUCAAGUGCCCAUUGCACCUGAAGAUCAGGAAAAGACAACUUUUACAUGUCCUUUUGGCACAUUUGCUUAUCGCCGUAUGCCUUUUGGCCUAUGUAAUGCACCUGCAACCUUUCAGAGAUGCAUGAUGAGCAUCUUUUCUGAGUUUGUUGAGCAUUUCAUGGAGGUAUUUAUGGAUGAUUUCACUGUGUAUGGUGAUUCUUUUGAUAAAUGCUUGCAUCACUUAUCUAUGGUCCUCAAAAGAUGUAUUGACUCUAACCUUGUCUUGAAUUCUGAGAAAUGUCAUUUUAUGGUCCAACAGGGCAUUGUGUUAGGUCAUGUAGUUUCUUCUAGAGGUAUUGAGGUUGAUAAGGCUAAGAUUGACACUAUUCAGUCUCUUCCUUAUCCUACUAAUGUGCGUGAAGUGCGUUCUUUUCUUGGCCAUGCAGGUUUCUAUCGUAGGUUCAUUGAGGGAUUCUCAAAGCUUGCAAAUGCUAUGUGCAAAUUGCUGCAGAAAGAUGUGAAAUUCCACUUUGAUGAUGAUUGCAAGAAGGCUUUCGAUGAAUUGAAGGCUAAGCUCAUUUCUGCCCCUAUCAUUCAAGCCCCAGAUUGGUCUCGACCAUUUGAGAUAAUGUGUGAUGCGAGUGAUUAUGCAGUUGGAGCUGUUUUAGGCCAGAAAGUAGGGAGGGCAUCUCAUGUGAUCUAUUAUGCCUCAAUGACCCUCAAUUCAGCCCAACGAAACUACACUACCACAGAAAAAGAGUUGUUAGCUGUAGUAUUUGCUCUAGAAAAGUUUCGAUCUUAUUUGCUUGGUACUAAAGUAAUUGUUUUCACUGAUCAUGCAGCUCUUCGCCACUUGAUGACGAAGAAAGAGGCCAAACCAAGACUAAUAAGAUGGAUUCUGCUCUUAUGUGAGUUUGAGUUAGAAAUCAAGGACAAGAUAGGCGCGGAAAAUCUAGUUGCUGAUCAUUUGAGUCGUUUGACCCAUAUUGUUGAUCAACCAUCAUUCCAAUAUCAAAUCCUAGGAGAAUUUCCGGAUGAAUCUCUAUUUGCUCUUAAGGAUUUGCGCCCUUGGUUUGCUAACAUUGUGAAUUUUCUGGUUUCUCAACAGUUUCCUCCAGGUUUCACGAAGUCUCAAAAGGACAAGCUUCGAACUGAUGCGAAGUACUAUGCAUGGGAUGAUCCAUACUUGUGGAAGUUCUGCUCCGAUCAAAUCAUUCGCAGAUGCAUCCCCGAAAAUGAAACCAAUGGGCAAGCCGAGGUGUCCAAUAGAGAGGUGAAGUCAAUUCUGCAGAAAACGGUGAAUCCGGAUAGGAAGGAUUGGAGUUUGAGGUUGGAGGAUGCUCUAUGGGCGUACCGCACCGCAUACAAAACACCUAUCGGGAUGUCCCCUUACCGCCUUGUCUUCGGAAAACCGUGCCAUCUACCGGUUGAGCUUGAGCAUAAAGCAUAUUGGGCGGUUAAGUCAUUCAACAUGCAAAUGGAUGAAGCAGGUGAACAUCGGAAAUUGCAACUCCAAGAACUAGAGGAGAUCCGGCUUGAGUCCUAUGAGAAUGCAGAUAUUUAUAAAGCAAAGACCAAGCUAUGGCAUGAUCGAAUGAUCACGCGGAAGGAGUUUAAAGUCGGUGACAAAGUACUCCUAUAUCAAUCCCGACUUAGAUUAUUUCCGGGAAAACUUCGGUCCCGUUGGGAGGGCCCUUUUCAAGUGGUGAAUGUAUAUCCGCAUGGAGCAGUUGAAAUUCAAAGCCCCGAGACCGAUAAGGUUUUCAAAGUCAAUGGACAAAGGCUCAAACCCUACUUCGAGGGUUGUGGAGGCCUUGGGAGCAAUUUUUAUGCGCGAAACGCAGCAAACACAGAGCAAAACAGAAACAAAGGGGCCUUCCCUGCAGAAGCCGCUGGCAGCUGCUCUGCAGCCGCUACCAGCGGGUCUUCUUGCAGCCCAAACCCCUUUGUUUCUGUCCCAGCCGCUGGUAGCUGCUCCUGA
Chenopodium quinoa (quinoa) is the source of this 4068-nucleotide messenger RNA. RefSeq lists its product as uncharacterized. Gene Ontology annotation, molecular function: nucleic acid binding. The record is from RefSeq and is a predicted model, not a curated record. Bases 1 to 4068 code for a protein of 1355 amino acids. The transcript has 6 exons. Lineage: Eukaryota; Viridiplantae; Streptophyta; Magnoliopsida; Caryophyllales; Amaranthaceae.